CCGUGACUCGUUUUGUGUGCCUCCGCCGUGCUGCUUCACGACGAAAAGGAGCAUAAGCAAGACUCUGCAGCCGUAACAAUGCAGAGUCGGUUGUUAAUUUAUAAUUAGAAAUUUGAAGAAAUGGGAUUUAAUAAGACUUUUCCAAGAUACCAAAAAUCAAGAAUUAAGUCAGUGCCAAUUUCAACAAAAAGAAAGUUAUGGUUUCAGGCUCUGGUUUCUUCUUGUCAGAGAUUUUCACAAAAUUCAAAAAGAAUAGAAAAUGGCAGUGUGUCAUUAGAUAAUAUAUAUAAAGAAUGUGGUGGGAGCAAUAUAAUCCAAGAAGAGAAGUUGGUUUGUGAUAUAAAAUCAGAAAUGCCACACAAAUUUCUUGAUUCUGAAGAUAUAUCUACAUUAUUACCUGUAAAUAGAAAUUCCAUUAUCAGUGAAGAUGAUGAUAUGCAUUCUAACAGCAAUAAAAACAAAAGAAAUCUUAAAGAAGAUUCCAAUAUUCAAAGACAGUGUAGUUCAUCUAGCAAAUUGAAUAAACAAAAGCAAAAAUCUUCAAUUAUGAAAUUAGAUAAAAGUAAUAGAAAAAAAUUUAAAAAAGAUAAAGUGAUUUCUGAAUUUCUAAAUAAAAACAAAGAAUCAUUUAAUGAUUGUAUUGAAUAUAAUGAAGAUUUCAUAAAAGUAGUUCAUUGCAAUAAUACUACAGAUUUGAAGUGCCCAUUGAACUUUAGUUCUUCUGAAAGCGAUAGUAGUGAUAAUGAAAGUUCACCAUUUUUAAAUAAUUUGAAAUCUUUUAAAAGAAAUCAACUAAAUUCAAAUACAGAUGAGUGUGAAGAGAAUGAAGUAAAUUUAUAUUAUACAAUAAGUGAUGAAAGCUAUCUUAGUGAUGAUGAAAUUAAUACUUAUGAUGAUGACUUAAGAAAAGCAAAAAAAGUACAAACUAUAACAGAAGAUUUAAAAUUGAGAAAGAAAGAUAAUAUAAUGAGUUUCCAUAUUAAAAGAACUAAUCAAAUUAUUUUGGUGUUGCAUCAUCCUGCAGAAAUUGUUUUGAAAGGUAUAUUAGAAGUUCAGUCACUAAAAGAUUCUGUUACAAUAUUUGGAUAUAAAUUAGAUUCAACUAAAUCUCCAAUUUGUGUAUUCUCAUCCAAGACCUUUAAAUUUUUUUCAAUGUGUACUAAUCAUCCCUCAUCAAAUUCAGAUUGGGAAACAGAUCUUGUUAAAAAAUUGGAAGAAAUACAAACAGAUCUGUUUGCAAUAAUGAAGCCUUCCCUUUCGGAAGAUUCUAUAGUAGUUUUGCUAUCACCUAAAGAAUUUAAACAAAUAGAAUACACAAAGUUAUUAGGUAUUCAAAAUUUUCCUUCAGUAUCAGAAAAUUAUGUCCAAGAUAGACCAAAGAUUUGCAAAUUUAAAAUCAAUAAUUAUCAUCAUCAUUUAUCAAAGAUAAUAGAUAAUGCAAUGAAUUUAUCAGGUAAUGAAAUAAAUAAAGCACCAAAAAUUCUGAUUUGUGGAGGAAAAAAUUCUGGUAAAUCAACAAUGUUACGUUAUCUAAUAAAUAAUGCACUUAAUAACUGUUCAAAAUGUUUUCAUUUGGAAGGUGAUGUGGGUCAGACUGAAUUUACUCCUCCUGGAUGUAUUGCAUUAACUUGUGUAAAUUCACCUAUAUUUGGUCCUCCAUUUACGCAUUUGAAAACUCCAGAAAUAAUGCAUUUUAUAGGUGGUGUCACUGUUAAUAUUCCUGAUGAUUAUAUAAGUGCACUUUCUAAUUUUUAUAAAAACUAUGAAGAAAUGUUUUCUGAAUACCCAUUAUUUAUCAAUACCAUGGGUUGGACCAAAGAUGUAGGAAUAGCUCUUCUUAUUGAUAUUAUCCAUAUUACUCAGCCAACACACAUAAUUCAGUUAUAUCUUGAAAACAAAGAAUUAAACUAUCCUACAUUAACUGCAGAUUAUGUAUUUAAAACAGAUGGAUGGAAAUAUACAAAGUCAGUGAAGUCGUCAUUAAAUUAUUUAUUAAUAGAAAUACCAUCACCAUCAAGUGCAAAACAAAAUGUUAUAGCACCAAAGUAUAGAUCAUUAGCUAUGCUGUCAUAUUUAGGCCAGUUACAGAUGAACUUUACAAUGAAAAUUGAACCUAUUAAUUCAUUCAGACCAUAUGUUAUAUCUUGGUCAGCUAUUUCACUCUAUGUCUGUAAUGAUUAUGCACCAAAAAAUCAUAUUCUUUAUGCUUUUAAUGGUAGUUGGGUAGCUUUGUGUACAGUCAUUGAUCCAGAGUUUUAUGAAACUGAAUUUUCAUUUAAAAUUUUGAAGCAUGCUCAUAACAAUAUAUGCCAUGGAUUUGGUAUUGUAAGAGGAAUAGAUCCUAAAAGGAAACUAUUUUAUAUAAUAACUCCUGAGCCCAUAGAAUCAUUGUAUACAGUAAAUGCAUUAUUAAAAGGACAUAUUAACUUACCAGAAAAAUUAUUUAAAUCCCAAAAUGGAAAUGAUAUUCCUUAUGUGAAUCAAGAUAUUGAAAUAGAUGUAUAAUAUGAAGGCAUAUAUUGUACAGAAAGAAAACUCAAUUUAUUUAUUCUGUACGAAUUAAAAAAUUGAAUUUGUAAAUUAUGAUGAAAAUAUCAGCAAUG
Centruroides sculpturatus (bark scorpion) is the source of this 2603-nucleotide messenger RNA. Its product is annotated as polynucleotide 5'-hydroxyl-kinase NOL9-like. Gene Ontology annotation, molecular function: polynucleotide 5'-hydroxyl-kinase activity. Gene Ontology annotation, biological process: cleavage in ITS2 between 5.8S rRNA and LSU-rRNA of tricistronic rRNA transcript (SSU-rRNA, 5.8S rRNA, LSU-rRNA). The transcript is spliced from 14 exons. The coding region runs from base 121 to 2505 and encodes 794 amino acids. Gene Ontology annotation, cellular component: nucleus. NCBI's taxonomy places the organism in Eukaryota, Metazoa, Arthropoda, Arachnida, Scorpiones, Buthidae. The record is from RefSeq and is a predicted model, not a curated record.